This is a messenger RNA of Fukomys damarensis (Damara mole-rat), 661 nucleotides long. It is a transcript of the gene Commd8, whose product is annotated as COMM domain containing 8. NCBI's taxonomy places the organism in Eukaryota, Metazoa, Chordata, Mammalia, Rodentia, Bathyergidae. The transcript has 5 exons. The coding region runs from base 45 to 596 and encodes 183 amino acids. The record is from RefSeq and is a predicted model, not a curated record.
GGCAGAGCGGUGUCACAUGACCCUGACCCUGGGAAAGCACAGGGAUGGAUCCGGAAGAGGGGACACCGUUGUGGAGGCUGCAGAAGCUGCCCCAGGAGCGGGGCUUGCAGCUUCUUCACAAAAUAAUCGAUGGCAUUUGUGGUCGAGCUUAUCCUCUGUACCAGGAUUAUCACAAUAUUUGGAAUUCAACAGAAUGGAUGCAUAUUCUAGAAGAUGUUACCAAGUUUUUUAAAAGUGUAGUUGGUAAAAACUUAUCUGAUGAAGAGACUCUUCAACAGUUGAAUCAGUUGAGUUCAUCUCAUCAAGAAUCUGUCAUGAAAUGCUUGAAAAGUAGAAAAGAUGAAAUCAAGCAGGUUCUGUUAGGAGAAAUAGUUGACAUUUCCUCUGCACAGCUACAGGAUUUUGACUGGCAGCUAAAGCUUGCACUUUCUAGUGACAAGAUUACUACUUUACAAAUGCCACUUUUAAGCCUUCAUCUAGAUGUAAAAGAAAAUGGUGAAGUAAAACCAUAUUCUGUUGAAAUGACUAAGGAAGAGCUGCAGAAUCUCAUAAACUCCUUGGAAGCAGCUAAUAAGGUGGUCCUGCAGUUGAAGUAACUGGAGAUGAUGAAUACCAACACUAUCAGAUUUCACUGCUACGAUUGAUUGAUGCGCAGAGUGAA